AUGUUGGAGAAAGUAACAAGAUCUCAGGCAAAAUCUCAAGAUUGGUAUACUGAAAGGAAAAAUCGUCUAACAGCCUCAAAGUUUGGGAAAAUAUGUAAGAUGAGGCCUAAUACUUCGUGUAAGAAUACAGUGUAUGAAUUAUUAUACGGAAACAUGAACCAUAAAAUAAAGGCAGUUGAUUAUGGAAGAGUUAUGGAGCCAUUAGCGAAAUUAGAAUUUGAAAAAAAAAAUUGGAUUUAA
Macrosiphum euphorbiae (potato aphid) is the source of this 240-nucleotide messenger RNA. NCBI's taxonomy places the organism in Eukaryota, Metazoa, Arthropoda, Insecta, Hemiptera, Aphididae. The record is from the annotation of a GenBank genome assembly.